This is a messenger RNA of Candoia aspera, 1622 nucleotides long. It is a transcript of the gene WNT16, whose product is annotated as Wnt family member 16. Lineage: Eukaryota; Metazoa; Chordata; Lepidosauria; Squamata; Candoiidae. Gene Ontology annotation, biological process: cell fate commitment; canonical Wnt signaling pathway; multicellular organism development. The record is from RefSeq and is a predicted model, not a curated record. The transcript has 4 exons. Gene Ontology annotation, molecular function: frizzled binding; cytokine activity. Gene Ontology annotation, cellular component: extracellular region.
CCAUGUGUUGGCUAUGGAGAAAGGGGCGCCCUUGGGACUGCCUCGCCUGUGCGUGCUGUGGACGGCGGUGCUGUGGGAACUCUGCCCCUGCGGUGCCCGCGCCAACUGGAUGUGAGACUGCUUUUGCAGGUGGCUGGGUAUUGCCUCCUUUGGUGUCCCAGAGAAAUUGGGUUGUGGUAACCUGCCGCUGAAUGGUCACCAAAAAGACCUGUGCAAGAAGAAGCCCUACCUCCUGCACAGCAUCCGAGAAGGAGCACGCUUGGGCAUCCAGGAAUGCCAGAGCCAGUUCAGACAUGAGCGGUGGAACUGUCUACUCUCUCCGGAUACGGUGUCUGCACUUUCUACUAAUCCUUCAUCCAUCUCCAUCUCUCCUGCUUUCUCCAUCUUUGGCUAUGAGUUGAGCAGCGGUACCAAAGAAACAGCAUUUAUCUAUGCUGUGAUGGCAGCUGGCCUAGUCCACUCAGUGACACAUUCAUGCAGUGCAGGGAACAUGACUGAAUGCGCCUGUGACUCCAUGUUACAAAACAGUGGCUUAGCCAGUGAAAGCUGGCACUGGGGUGGAUGUUCUGAUGAUAUCCAGUAUGGAAUGUGGUUGAGCAGAAAGUUCUUAGAUGGUCCUACAAAAAACAUCACUGGGAAAGAUAGAAAUGGAUUGAUAGUCAUGAAUCUGCAUAAUAAUGAAGCAGGAAGACUGGCAGUAGCAAAACUGAUGUCCAUCGAUUGCCGCUGUCAUGGUGUAUCUGGUUCUUGUGCUCUGAAAACCUGCUGGAAAACUAUGUCAUCCUUUGCCAAAGUUGGCAGUUUUUUAAAAGAAAAGUAUGAGAACAGUAUCCAGAUUUCUGACAGACUAAGAAAAAAAAUAUGCAGGAAAGACAAAAGCCAGCGGAAGAUCCCCAUCCACAAAGAAGACCUGCUGUAUAUCAACCGGUCGCCCAAUUACUGUAUGGAAGAUCGCAAACUGGGGGUCUCUGGGACUCAAGGGAGGGAAUGCAACCGCACAUCAGCAGGGCCAGAUGGAUGCAACCUCCUCUGCUGUGGCCGUGGAUAUAACACUCAGGUAGUCAGGCACGUGGAGAGAUGCGAGUGCAAAUUCGUUUGGUGUUGCUACGUACGCUGCAGAAGAUGUGAGACCGUGACUGACAUUCAUACUUGCAAAUGAAAGUAGUUGCCUCACAGUUGAGAGGAAAGCAAAAUAUCUUUCCUGGAUCAAGUGAAAGACAAGAUGAACCUUUUCCCUAGAGUCCAUGGCUGAAGGCUUUUUGUCCUUACUGAAAAAGCAACUUGGAAGAAAUAGCAGUCCUGCUCCAAAAGCAACAAAACACCUGGGGAUUCAGAUUUCAUGAGGAAGUUGCAUACUUGGGUGGUGUAUUUGGGUAAUUCAGUCCACAAUGGCUGUGGAUUUUCAGUAUUUCAAUCACAUGCAGUGCCUUAGUGAAUUUAAUGGCCAAGGAAAUCAGACUAGCUUAGAUGUAACAUUCAGAAGUUAAAAUAAUAUCCAGUGUAAGGCAUCUUGCUUUCCUGUAUUGAGAUAACUUUGUUUAUAGAGCAGCCAUAAAAUCAUUUGCACAGCAGUUUGCAGUUGGGGAUGAGACUGAUGUUCAAGCAAAGCAUCCAAGGCUUGA